AUCAUGACUCUCGCCACUGGGCCAGGCAUGGAGACGUUGGGGCCUAAGAUAUUUCUCCUUAUCAUCAUUCUCCCAGCAGGAAUUCCAUGGCUUGUACAGGCCUUCACUCCUUACCUCUCGCUCUUCUACCUGGGUCGAGUGGUCUCUUGCCUCAUUUACACUGCCCUGGGCCCUGUCGUGGCCGUCCUCAUUGCAGAGAUUAGUGAGCCAAGAAUUCGUGGUCUGUUGCUCAGUGUUGAAGAAAUCACUGUCGCCGUCGGCCAGCUGGCCAUCUACGUCAUGGCACACUCCCUCCCCUGGGACGUGGCCACGGCUGUUUGUGCAGCUCCCAUGAUCUUGGUCGCCUCCCUCACCUUCUUUGUGCCAGAGAUCAAACAACUUGCCAAGCCUCAAAAUUAUCGUCCAGUUCUGCUGUUGACGGCAGUCUUCAUCCUGAGGGAGCUCGGAGGGCAGUACGUGGUCUUCUCCUACACGGUGUACCUCUUCCGGAAGGCGGGCGUCGGCCUGGACGCCUUUGUGUGCACAGUCCUGGUGGGCGUCGUGAGGCUCGUCUUCACAGUGGUCGGCGCGGCGAUCGUGGACCGCGUCGGGCGUCGCCCUCUGCUGAUCGCCACGUCUCUCGUAUGCGGAGCGGCCGAGGUCGUCGGCGCGGUAUUCCUGCUGGUGGACGUCCCCGGGUCUUCGUGGGUCCCGCUCGCAGCGGUGAUGAUUUUCGUGUCCUCGUACGGCCUUGGAAUCGGCCCUAUACCCUGGGCUCUCAUGGGCGAACUCAUUCCCACUCCUGUGAGAUCAGUUGGAAGUUCAGUGUGCAAUUUGAAUUUCUCAAUGUUUAGCUUUAUUAUCAGUUUCGUUUUUCCAUACUUGCUGGAAAUUGGUCUUGGCUCUGCAUUCCUGGUCUUCGCUUCAGCAAAUGCCAUUUUGACACUGAUGCUUUGUGCCUUCUUACCUGAAACUUGUGGAAAAUCUUUAAGUGACCUUGAAGAUACAUUUAAGUCUUCCCCUGGGCAAUCAGAGUAG
Molecule: messenger RNA, 1017 nt
Organism: Penaeus indicus
Lineage: Eukaryota; Metazoa; Arthropoda; Malacostraca; Decapoda; Penaeidae
Product: facilitated trehalose transporter Tret1-like
Exons: 2
Coding region: 4-1017 (337 amino acids)
Biological process (GO): transmembrane transport
Cellular component (GO): membrane
Molecular function (GO): transmembrane transporter activity
Source: RefSeq, a predicted model, not a curated record